Molecule: messenger RNA, 2672 nt
Organism: Trichomycterus rosablanca
Lineage: Eukaryota; Metazoa; Chordata; Actinopteri; Siluriformes; Trichomycteridae
Gene: nup88
Product: nucleoporin 88
Exons: 17
Coding region: 10-2175 (721 amino acids)
Biological process (GO): protein import into nucleus; ribosomal large subunit export from nucleus; mRNA export from nucleus
Cellular component (GO): nuclear pore
Molecular function (GO): structural constituent of nuclear pore
Source: RefSeq, a predicted model, not a curated record
CACAGAACCAUGGCGGCACUAACAGGAGAGCGGUGGAGGGAAUUGUUACCUGGUCAUGAAGUCUUUCAGAAAUUACAGGAGAAACUGAGUUUAGAACCACAGGGGACGAGCAGAAGAAUCGCUAAGAAUCUUAGUUUCUGUUUAAACGGGGAUUUGUUUGUGUGGGAUAAUGUGGAGAGCGUGUUUUAUACUACAAACCUCCGGCUGCUCAACUCUGAGCCGACCGCAGAUUCGGCCAAAUACCAGACGUUGCUGUGCAUCAACCCACCUCUGUUUGAAGUGUGCCAGGUUCUGCUCAGCCCCACUCUAUAUCACGUGGCUCUCAUUGGUCAGCGUGGGGCCACCGUGCUGGAGUUACCCCAACGCUGGGGCAAGAAAUCCGAGUUUGAAGGUGGACGCUGCGAUAUCAACUGCAAGACUUUGCCUGUAGCCGAGCGCUUCUUCACCAGCUCCACCUCGGUGACCCUCCGCCAGGCCGCUUGGUACCCCAGUGAGACAGAGGAGCCUCACCUGGUCCUGCUCACCUCAGACAACACCAUCAGGUUCUACAGCCUAAAAGAGCCUCACACUCCAGCUCGAGUGCUUUCGGUGUCGAAGUCUGAAGAGGAAAGCAGCAUGCACUCCAGAGGCCGCUCGUACGCAGCCUCGCUGGGCGAGAUCGCCGUGGCGUUCGAUUUUGGCUCGCUGGUGGACACCCCUCGGCAGCUGGCGAACCUGAAGCUGAAGGAAAACCUGCUGGUUUAUCCGCUUUACAUCCUGUAUGAAAAUGGAGAGACUUUCCUGAGCUACACAUCACUCUCAUACAGUAACCUGGGUAAACUCCUGGGUCCCCUGCCCAUGUACCCGGCAGCCGAGGACAACUACGGCUACGACGCCUGCGCCGUGCUGUGCCUGCCGUGUGUCCCCAACAUUCUGGUGAUCGCCACCGAGACCGGGAUGCUCUAUCACUGUGUGGUGUUAGAGGCAGAAGAAGAGGAAGAUGGUGGACAUGUAGAACGCUGGUCCCGAGGCUCAGAGACGGUGCCGUCGCUUUACAUAUUCGAGUGCGUGGAGCUGGAGCUCACGCUCAAACUGCCCGCGGGAGACGAAGAGGAACCAGCCGAGUCCGAUUUCAGCUGCCCUGUCAGAUUACACCGAGACCCUCUGUGCCAGCACAGGUACCACUGUACCCACGAGGCAGGGGUUCACAGUGUGGGAUUAACCUGGUUUAACAAACUUCACAAGUUCCUCCAGUCAGAUGAGGAGGAUAAGGACAGCCUGCAGGAUCUGGCAGCUGAACACCGCUGUGUUGUGGAGCACAUCCUCUGCACCAGACCCCUCAACAGCAGUUCUCCAGCUCCAGUUCGGGGUUUCUGGAUCGUGUCUGAUCUGUCUCUGGGCGCCACCAUGAUCUGCAUCAGCAGCACGUACGAGUGUCUCCUGCUCCCUCUGCUGAGUUCCUUCCGGCCGCCCUCCCCCCCCCUCCUGUGCUCCCGCGCGGGUGCGGACGAGGGCUCCGUCAGCUCCCCCCUGCGCGGACUUGCUCACGACUCGUUCGUGCAGCACAUCAGGAACAUCCUGGCCCGCAGCACCAGCAAUCCACUCAUGCUGAGGGCCGGCAAUAAGGACUCCUCGCCUCCGACGCCGGAGUGUCUGCAGCUGCUGAGCAGGGCCACGCAGGUCUUUCGGGAGGAGUACAUCCUCAAGCUGGACCUGGCUUGUGAAGAAGUGCAGAAAAGAGUAAAACUUCUGAGCACCCAGAAGAAAAAACAGCUGGAGGACCUCGCACGGUGCAGAGAGGACAGAAAGAGCCUAAGGGAGGCAGCAGAGCGCCUGGCGGAGAGGUACGAAGAUGCCAGAUAUCGGCAGGAAGCCAUCGUGAACAGGAUGAAGCACGUGUUGAGCAGCCUGCGCAGUCAGCUUCCUGUGCUGUCCGACAGCGAGAAGGACAUGAAGAAAGAGCUGCAGAUCAUCAACGACCAGCUGCGGCAUCUGGAAAACGGCAUCACGCAGGUGAACAUGAAGAAGGAAUACCAGAAGAAGCAGAUGGAUAAAGGGGCGAUGCCAGCUCGCUCCACCAUAGCACUGAACGUUCACCAGAGGAAGUGUAUUCAGGGUGUCCUCAAGGAGCAGGGUGACCACAUUGCUGACAUGAUGAAGCAGAUCAAAGACAUCAAGAACCAGUUCAGUUUCUGAAAAGCAGAAGUGAGCCGUAGAGCUCCGAUUACGUGGAACAGAGUCGCAUUUGUUUGUUACAGUGCAGGCGGCAGCACAUGACCAAAUUAAACAUCUAAAUAGAGCUACAGCAAAGCCUGGUGAGAAGCGUUCGCAGAGGAGUGGUGGCUGUUAUAGCUGAAAAUAUCACCUAGAGGUCGCUGUUUUAAUACCGUUUGUUUUUGGUCAUAUAGUGUAUAGAAAAUAAGCCCGUUUAUAAAUCUUGUUCUAUAGAAAUAUUUUGUAAUACACAGUUGAAUUCAUUAUUAAUAGAAUUUGCUCAGUAAUGGAAUUGUACAGCUGCCAGAUUCUCUCACCACCACUGGAUACUGGAUUUCUGUUCUCCGCAUGUAUACUGAAUGUAGUUCCUUUCCUGCACUUAAGGAAGUGUGUUUCUGUAUACAGUCAUCUAAAGCUUUUCUACAUUGUGUACGACUGUUUGUCUCCUGUGAGAAUAAAAUGUUUUGUACAUUUAAUAA